AUGGUAAAAUCAUCAUAUAUUGCUGUUCUUACAGCCAUAUCAGCACUAUGUGGUCAUGCUCAAGCAAAUAACGGCACACAAUCUUUUAACUUUAACGGCACCAAAUCUGUCAUCGCCUUUGGUGAUUCUUAUACCUUUAUACAAGGCACAGCGGGAAACCCCAAUCACACUUUUAUUGGAGACUAUAAGAAUUUUAAAUAUACGGCGUCUCAGCUUCUCAGCACCAAGAUUGUGCAGAACUUUACUAGUACUGCUGAGGGGGGGCCAAACUGGAUUGAACGCCUUACCGGCUGCGCAACGACGAGUGGAUACUACUCGCCUACCGCUUGUCGAAUCCAACUUUGGGACUUUGCUUUCGCCGGUGCUAGCGUGAGCCGCGAGUUCCUCCCGCCACACAGCAAAACGACUGUUCCCUUGGUGAACCAGACCCAGCAGUUCCUGACGUAUGGAGAGCCGGCGCUGCGCAACAGCGGAAACCUGGACAAGAGCAAGGCGCUUGUGGCCCUGUGGAUUGGUGUCAACGAUGUGUUCGACAGCAAGACUUACAAGCCGGCCGAAGUUUCUUAUCAGGACUUCUGGACUGCCGAGAUACGAGGCGUGUUCGAACAGAGCGUCACACCCCUGUACGAAUCUGGGUUCAAGAACUUCUUGUUUAUGAACCUGCCACCUCUGGACCGAACAGCGGCUAACCAAAAGACGGCCUACUACAAGACAGGCGAGGUCUACCCGAGCAAGACGCAGGUUGAUCUCUGGGGUUCGAUACUCUCGAACCAGACACAAGCGUUCGGUGCUGCAUAUCCUGAUGCCAAGGCUAUGCUAUACGACGCCAACAAGUUCCUCAACGGGGUCAUGGACAACCCCAAGAAAUACGGCAUCUCGCACACGGCUACAUACUGUGCAGCUUGGAAUCAGAUCGGUGUCUUGACAAACGCUACUGCUUACGGAUGCGACAAGUUGCAAACAUAUUUCUGGUACAACGCCCUCCACUUGUCGGCACGAACCCAUCAAGUCAUGGCAGCAGAUCUACAGACGUUUUUGUUAAGCCAAGCAACGUAUUGA
Molecule: messenger RNA, 1059 nt
Organism: Truncatella angustata
Lineage: Eukaryota; Fungi; Ascomycota; Sordariomycetes; Amphisphaeriales; Sporocadaceae
Exons: 2
Coding region: 1-1059 (352 amino acids)
Molecular function (GO): hydrolase activity, acting on ester bonds
Source: RefSeq, a predicted model, not a curated record